Molecule: messenger RNA, 789 nt
Organism: Plasmodium gallinaceum
Lineage: Eukaryota; Apicomplexa; Aconoidasida; Haemosporida; Plasmodiidae
Product: conserved Plasmodium protein, unknown function
Exons: 7
Coding region: 1-789 (262 amino acids)
Source: RefSeq, a predicted model, not a curated record
AUGGACAGAGGGUUAGAAAAGUUAUUAAAUCAAAUAAAUGAUUUAGAGUCAAAAAAUCGCUUAAUUAAUAUUCACAUUGAAGAAUUAAAAACCACUGAAAGCGAAUUGCAAAAAAAAGAAAAGGAAUUAAUAUCAGAAAUAGAAUAUAUCUGUAAGCAAUUAAAAUGUAUGGAAAAAGAAGAAAUAGAAUUGAAUAAUGAUAUAUCCCGAGUUAACUUAAUAUGUAAAAAUGUUGAGGCAACAUUACAUAAUGAAUUUGUAAAAGUUGAAAUAUCAGCUCAGAAGAUAAAUCAAGUAGAAGAAUAUUAUGAAGAAAAUGAUAAAAAAAUUAAUGAGGAACUAAUGAAAAGUGAUGCUAAAAUAAAAAAAUGUUUGCUUAAUUUAAAUGAUACCAAUGAUGACUUUAACAAACUUAAAGAAAUAAAAAAUGACCAUUUUCUCUUAAAUCAUAUUUCAUUAGAAGAGUUAUAUGAAAUUUAUGAGGAAACUAAAGAAAAAUAUCAAAAUAGUUCUUUUAAAAAUCAGUGUGAUCAAAUUGUUAUCGUUGACUAUAAAACAUAUACUUACUUUUGUAACCCUACGCACUUAUUACAUAUGAUAAAUAUUCUUAUUGAAAAAAUAAAACAGAGUAACAAUGAUCCACAUUUUAAUCUUACUAGUAUGGGUAAUUAUUGUGGAUUGAAAGAACAGAAAACAAGUGAACAAAUAGAAAAUUUUGGUUUAUCUGAAUUAAAUAAAAUAAUGAUAAGCCAUUAUAAAUCAAAAAAAAUUAAUGUAAAUAGUGUAUAA